Messenger RNA from Exophiala bonariae, 1431 nucleotides. RefSeq lists its product as uncharacterized. Lineage: Eukaryota; Fungi; Ascomycota; Eurotiomycetes; Chaetothyriales; Herpotrichiellaceae. Bases 1 to 1431 code for a protein of 476 amino acids. The record is from RefSeq and is a predicted model, not a curated record. The transcript is spliced from 2 exons.
AUGGCUCUAAACGCAGAGAAGGCAGCAUCCACAGUACUCCCCUCAACUCAGUCUGGACGCCAUGUUAGUCCUUCUCCUCAUGGACUCAGGCAUCGUCCAUUGGCAAGAGCUGCAACCUUUGCUGACGGCCAUCCACAAAUGAAUCGACGGAGGAGUUCAUUUCUUUCCGAGACGCUUUCUGAAACGCGCAAAUCUUUCCGUUCAUCAACAGACGACAUCUUCUUGCCGAGAGCUAGAGGCGAAAACGAUUUUCAAGAUCAAGAUGACACCUCUCACUGGCACUCGUUACCACUAGUGUUGGCCUUGCUUCCUGCCGUUGGUGGUAUUUUCUUCACCAAUGGCAGUGCAUUCAUCACAGAUGUCACAUUAUUGGCCCUGGCAGCAAUCUUCAUGAACUGGGCCCUCAGAUCUCCAUGGGACUGGUACAGAGCUUCACAAAGUUCUACUAUCUUAGAACCAAUUUCUCCAUCGGCAAUUUCGCCCAUCGAAGAGCACGAUGAGUUGAACGAGCCCUCCGGCGAGGUGAUGCCUCAAAAGGCAACAACUUCAAGCAAGCCCCAUUCCCAACCAGAGCUCAAAAUCCCACGUGUACUAAACACUGAUGCAGCUUCCGCUCAAAGGGAGCUUCGCCUCCAUGAAAUGGUGGCAUUGUUCAGCUGCUUUGCUUGUCCAUUUUUGGCUGCUUGGCUUUUGCAUACAAUCAGAUCACAGCUUACUCGACCUUCUGAAGGAUUGGUCUCCAACUAUAAUCUCACCAUAUUCCUCCUAGUUGCUGAAGUCCGACCGAUUGCUCAUCUGAUCAAACUCAUUCAACGUAGAACAUUCUUCCUGCAGAGGCGUGCCAACUCGGACGUUUUGUUAGACUCUAAGCGAGCAGAUACUCAGCAAGUGUUCGACAUUAUGCAUAGAUUAGAUGCGCUAGAACUUCAUAUUGCCGAUAAGAUCGCCAAUACUGGUGAGCAGGAACCCGAAACCCGAGAAGCACUUGCUGCCAAAGCCUCUGCGUUGGCGACUGCCGACGUCAAAAAGAUGAUCUCACCUGAGCUGGAUGCUCUCAACAGAGCAAUGCGUCGCUAUGAAAAGCGAACUACCAUUUCAUCCGUGCAAAUAGAGGCAAGAAUCCAAGACUUGGAAGCUCGUCUACAGGAUGUGGUCGCACUUGCCGCGGCUGUCCAGCGCAAUGCAGAUCGCCAGUCAACCAGUUACGCCUCAACACUGAUCAACGGCAUUUCCGCAGUGGUUGUUAUUCCAGUGCAGUAUGCGAUGUACCUCUCAAGCAUUCCCGCCACAUUAUUCUCAAACAUUAUUUCACUACCAAAGAGGUACAUCACCAAAUCAAAGAGUUCGACGACAAAGGACUAUCGAGGCUCACGCAAAAACCCAUCUGUCAAGGCAGUCGAGCGCGAGAAGAGGGCAAAGCAAUCAACCUAG